Molecule: messenger RNA, 2391 nt
Organism: Tarenaya hassleriana
Lineage: Eukaryota; Viridiplantae; Streptophyta; Magnoliopsida; Brassicales; Cleomaceae
Exons: 7
Coding region: 135-2201 (688 amino acids)
Cellular component (GO): membrane
Source: RefSeq, a predicted model, not a curated record
AUCUUUUCAGACUGGAAACCCCUUUGAAAGGUGUGGGCUCGUCACCUGCUGCUACACAACGGACGGGACGAAAUCGGAGAAUCCCCAAAAUCCUAAAUCCUAGCUUUGGAUUUCUCCAGAGAUUCGCUUCUGCCAUGGAUUCCGAUGCGAAGAAGAGUGGAGGCACUUUGGGCUCAUCUCCUUCUCCGAAGCCGUCAAAGUUCUCAGUGUACCGGAACCCUACUCUCGCUGCCGCUUGGACCGCCAACAGUCUCCGCCCUUCGAGAUCUUUCCUCUUCUUUGUGUUCUCUCUCUCUACGGCUUCCGCUUUCUUCCUCUUCUACUUUAUCUCCGGGGAGAAGAGGUUGAUCAAUGCUUUAACAAUUGGAAAUUUAUCCCACGAGACAGCUUAUGCCUUAGCUAAGGCGUUGCAGGCGUUGGCGACUUUAGUAUUUGUUGGAAUGGUUACUGCUUUAGCCAAAGGUGUGUCUCUACGCAGAGCAACUUUUACUGCUGGAGCAGAAGUUAAAUUGUCAUCCAACGAAGCAAAAGAUCGGUUUACUCUGACAAACCGUCAGCUUGAGCUUCUCGGGGUCAAGCCAAAAGCCAAUCAGCCACCGGUAUCUGAAUCUCCAAGGAAACCUCCCAAAUCAAAAUCUCUUCAGUCAUCGGAGCCGCUUGUCCCAAUACAUCAAACUACUGUUAGUUCAGCACAUAAACCUGUGGCUGGUGGUGACAGAUCGAGUGGUUGGAAUGCGAAUCAACUUAGUCCUUUUAGCACUCCAUCCAAAACAGCAGGUUCACCGUCUUUCUAUCUUGUCCCUUCAAGUGUUUCGCCAGGUUCCUCCACUCGAGUUUCAUCUGGCCAGGACAAGGCUGUUUCCAGUCCUUGGUCUGCUAAGCGGAGCUCUGUGAAGGAUGUAUCGACGGAGGAACAACUCGACCAACUUUUGGCUGAAAUAGAUGAGAAAUUCACUGAAUCAGCUGGAAAGUUGCUGACCCCUCCACCAACCGUUGGGAGUUUUGGCAUGGCUAGUCCUACUACGGUUGGUGGCUCAGCUACUGCAUCUGGCACUAGUAGGACUACACCACUAAGACCAGUCAGGAUGUCUCCUGGUUCUCAGAAAUUUACAACUCCUCCAAAGAAAGGAGAGGCUGAUUUUCCUUCCCCAAUGUCCUUAGAAGAGGCUAUUGAAGGUUUUCAGCGAUUGGGUGUUUAUCCUCGGAUAGAAUACUGGCGUGACCGACUUAGGCAGUGGUUUUCCUCGGUUUUGCUCAAACCUUUGCUUAGCAAGGUCGAAAUCAGUCAUAUUCAGGUAAUGCAAACAGCAGCAAAGCUAGGUGCUACAGUCACAGUGAGUCAAGUUGGAAGUGAUUUGCCGGCUAAUGGAACAGCUGCCUCUGCUUUACCAAUUGAUCGGACUAAGGGGUGGCAAUCAGCUUACUCUCUCGAUGAAGAUGCAGUUCUUCAUCAAUUGCGUGCAUCCCUUGUACAAGCUAUUGAUUCUUCCAUGCAAAAGUUGCGUUCCGAGAACCAGCAGCAACAGCAACAGCAACAACAAGCUGCUAUGAUACCUGUCAUGCAGGGGUGUGUUGAUGCUAUAACCGAGCAUCAGAGGCUUCAGGCCGUGAUGAAAGGAGAGUGGGCCAAGGGUCUACUUCCACGCAGCAGCAUUCCGGCAGAUUAUACUGUGCAAAGAAUAAGAGAACUUGCCGAAGGAACUUGCGUGAAGAACUAUGAGUAUAACGGAAGAGCUGAAUCUCGCGAGAAGAACAAAAAAUGGAGCCUGGAGCUUCCAACUGAUUCCCAUCUGCUAUUGUACUUGUUCUGCGCAUUCUUGGAACACCCGAAGUGGAUGUUACAUCUGGAUCCCAGCUCCUAUACUGGAACACAGGCUAGCAAGAACCCGCUAUUCUUGGGGGUGCUCCCACCCAAAGAGAGAUUCCCCGAGAAGUACAUUGCAUUGGUAUCGGGCGUUCCUUCAGUUCUCCACCCGGGUGCCUGUGUGUUAGCUGUUGACAAGCAAAGUCCCCCUUCUUUUGCCUUGUAUUGGGAUAAGAAGCUGCAGUUUUCCCUUCAGGGAAGGACGGCGCUUUGGGACUCUCUGUUGCUGAUGUGUCACAGAAUCAAUGAAGGGUACGGAGGCGUGGUUCGUGGGAUGAACCUUGGCUCUUCUGCUCUCAACAUUCUCCAAGUUCUUGAAUCCGAAACUGAUGAUUAAUUCCAGAAGAAGAAGAGGAAGAAGAAUCUGAGGAUCGAAUUGGUAGUUGUUCGUUUGAGAGAUGCUUCAAGUUUUGGCAGCUGUAGAGAUAGUUUUUAUUUUAACUGGUUUGGGAAACAGUAGAGAAAACCAUGCGACAGGAUUGGAAGGAAAAUGAUAAAAGCAAAACGCAUCUUAUUGUUCUUUAGUA